AUGCGGUUUCUUCGACUCGUGGUCAUUCCAUCCAUUGCUAGCGAAACCCCCACCAGCUCUAGCGUUGUGCCAUCUUCUGUCACCGUUGAGCCCUCCAGCUCUGCAUCAUCGUCUGCAGCGCUCCCCUCAACAUCUUCUACUUCGUCGUCAAUCCUAGUGUCCUCUACACCUGUCGCGACCCCGCUACCUUCGUCGGGCGAUCCAUCUCCAACUCAGUCCUGCAUUGCACGAUCAGCAAACUACGUUUCGAACGGCAACUUCGAGACUGGAGCACUCAGCGGCUACACCAUCGAUACAAGCCGCUCAACCGUCAGCAUCGUCAACGACGCUUCAUCCGCCCACUCCGGUAGCUACUUCAUCCGCGGAACAAGUACCGAGAACAACAGCAAAGACAACAACAAGGCCAUCUUCACCCGCUACAACAUUAAUAUCCCUUCGGGCACCAAGGUCGUGGUAUCCGCAUGGUUCAAGUCGCUAAGGUCUGAGACUGAGAGAAUCCAGCGUUUCAGGAUCUACCUCGAUGGCACUGAGCUUGGUAAUGUCGUCCCUGUCAAUGGUGAUAAGAAGUGGGUCAGGGUCGGCAAUACCGAGUCGACGCCUCACACCGUCUCGAAGGCUACGCACAAGCUUGAGUUCCGUGUCGACAACAACCCCUCCGAUGGUCCAUACUUUGACAUCGAUGAUGUUUCUAUUGUGGCCGUUGACUGCAGUACUGUGUCAGUCUCGUCGUCGAGUUCGGUCAUCGUACCGUCCAGCUCUAGCGUGGUCAUAGUGUCGUCGAGCUCUUCUCCUGCUGUUGAGUCGACUACUCCUUCCACUCUCUCUGCGUCUGCCUCUUCAUCCAGCGAUGUUGUGUCGAUUGCUUCAAGUACACCUGCGGCAGAGUCAUCUUCUGUCUCGAGCGAAAUUCUUACCAGCACCUCUGCGACCGAGACUGCAGUAAGCUCAUCAGUUACUGAGAUUAUUUCAAACACUCCCCAGACUACUCCUUCCGCUUCUUCGAUCGAGUCGUCUGUAGUUGUCACUUCAAGCACCCCGGAACCUACUCCUGAGACCACACCCAGUCCUACCGACGUCGUUUCUAGCUCUUCAGACGUCACUCCCACCACGUCUGAGUCAACUCCAGAGGCUACCACUCCUAUCGACGUCGCUUCCAGCACACCCGAGCCCACUGCCAGCGUAUCCUCAGACAUCGUGUCUGUAAUUCCGGAGACCAGCCCAACUUCCUCCGACGCAGUUUCUCAGACGCCUGAAGCUAGUUCAGAAUCUUCUCUAGAAAUCACUCCUACCCCAUCGUCUUCAGAAGUCGGCACAAGCACUCUCGAACCUAGCCCGACUUCUUCAGCAGUGGUCUCCCAGACUCCUGAGACGACACCAAGUGCUUCUGCAUCAGAGACCGCAAGCUCCACAAUUGUCGAGACUAGCUCGUCUUCUUCCGAGGCGAUCUCCAGCACUGUUGAGGCUGUGACUAGCUCUUCUGAUGUCGCGAGCGUAACACCGGAGACUACUCCUACUCCUACUCCUUCGCCAGAAGCAUCGCCUAGCUCCAGCGGCGUUGAGACCACACCCGGCUCUUCUGAUGUCGUUUCCGCGACGCCUGAGACCACUCCCAUUUCUACACCAGUAGCGACAUCUUCCGAGGUUUUAUCGAGCACUUCUGAGGCUACGCCUACCUCAUCCGAUGUCGUAUCUGCUACACCAGAGGUGAUCUCGACCGCUUCGUCAGCUGUGGUUGAAUCGACUCCCAGUCCUACAGAUGUCGCUUCUAGCACACCGGAGACAGUUUCUAGCUCUUCCGAGAUUGUCUCUAGCACUCUCGAAGUGACAGUGAGCUCUUCAACUUCCACGACUAGCACGCCGUCUCUAGCCUCGAGCUCCACACCUGCUCCCGUUACACCCACUCCGACAACUCUCGUGACUCGCACAUCGUCAUCUACCGUCUCCUCUUCCACAACCACUUCUGUUCAACCCUGUGUCACCCAGAAGUCCGAGUAUAUUAUCAACCCUGGGUUUGAAACAUCGACUAGUGGCGAUUACCUCAAGCCCUGGUCGCAAACUCCGAGCGGCGCAUUCAGGACCGGAACCUUUUCCACCAGCGACAAGCGCUCCGGUUCCCGUGCUCUCAAGGCUAUGACAUCUGGAAGCGCGGCUUCAGAAUUCACGAUUGCACAAGGCGGUAUCACUCUUCCAGAGGGUACGGUGGUCAAGAUGUCUGCUUGGGUGAAGCCACUUCGCUCCGGAUCCACCGCGGGCGCCCCUCUAUCGUUCACGUUGAACUUCGACGAUGUGGCUGUUGCACCUGUGUUCAUCCCCAAGAACUCUGAUGAGGAUAAGUGGGUGUCUAUCACAGGGACAGUUACAGUCAAGCGUGGAGUAGCACACACUGUUUCCCUGGACGUAUUGACUAAAGGAAAGACGGGCGACAUCUUUGCUGUUGACGACUUCUCCAUGCAGGCGACCUUGCCUACCGGUACCCGCAUCUGCCCUAGGUAA
Alternaria arborescens is the source of this 2493-nucleotide messenger RNA. RefSeq lists its product as hypothetical. The record is from RefSeq and is a predicted model, not a curated record. The transcript is spliced from 2 exons. NCBI's taxonomy places the organism in Eukaryota, Fungi, Ascomycota, Dothideomycetes, Pleosporales, Pleosporaceae. Bases 1 to 2493 code for a protein of 830 amino acids.